Molecule: messenger RNA, 4173 nt
Organism: Apis dorsata (giant honeybee)
Lineage: Eukaryota; Metazoa; Arthropoda; Insecta; Hymenoptera; Apidae
Exons: 12
Coding region: 688-4158 (1156 amino acids)
Biological process (GO): protein phosphorylation; gamma-aminobutyric acid signaling pathway; G protein-coupled receptor signaling pathway
Cellular component (GO): membrane; G protein-coupled receptor heterodimeric complex
Molecular function (GO): protein tyrosine kinase activity; G protein-coupled GABA receptor activity; ATP binding
Source: RefSeq, a predicted model, not a curated record
CACGCAGUUGUUCAGUAUUGCGCCAACAGUCGCGCUGUGAACGUGCGUGUGGGAUGUCGUUUGUCCUCUUGAUGCGCCUAGUGUUGCUUUUUAUCAGUUAAUCGAACGCGGCAAAUCGAUUAAACUCUUGUCACACGUGUCAAGAAAUGUCUACGUUGCGAUAUCCAAGUUACACCAAAAACUCGAGACUAAGUUUGGAAAAGGGGGAAAUGUAAGGGGAAUCGUUAAAUUUUCCAUCCCCCGGUUAUCGUUCCUCGAAUUCGAAUCGUGCAAAGACACGGUCAUAGACGAGUGUGUAGUUUUAUGUAAUGUGUGACCUAGAAAAAGCACUACUGACCGGUUCUGGAGCGAUUAGAUAAGAGGGGAAUACAGAAAAGCUGGAAUUGUACGGUGAUGUAUGAAAUAUCGCGAAACGGCCACUGGGAAAUCUGACGUUUCAUUGAUACGUAUAUACAGGCCUCUAUUAUGCGAUGUACAUUCCAUUUGCACGAGGUGAAUAAAGCGAGAAGUGUAUAAAUACUAAUAUAUAUAUAUAUAUAUAUAUAUAACGGAUAUAUAUACAUAUAUAUAUAACGGUUUCACGCGCGUAAACGCGGUACAAUGUGUUUUUAACCGUUUGAUGGGAUUCCUCGAGCAAAGCUAAAUUGUGGAGUUUCGUUUCUACGUGAUGAAGAGGAGAAAAUCAGGAUGUUGAGGUUUGGAUCCAUACUGAGCGUGUUGGUCUUUCUGACCAUCGCGAAAAUCGUGAUCUCAAAUCGAUGUCUGACCAUGCUCGAAGAUGUGAAUCCAAAGAGGGUAAUCCAAUUGGACGGGCAACCAUUGAACAUAAAUUUCGAGGUGUCACGUAGAGUGACUCAGAGGCUGGCUACUAUAAUCAUGAAAAUAUUCUUGACAGAGGUGCUCGGUUAUUCGAAAGUGUUUAUCUAUGAAGUGGAGGAUGCGUUCAACGUGGAGAAAACUUUCAGUAGAUUGUCCGACGACAUAAUGUUUAACAAUAACGGAAAACUUCCAAUGGUGAAUAUGGAGGUGUGGAUCCCGCCACAGCUAGACACUAUGCCACUGUUAAAUUCGCAUGACGCGAAAGAAUGCGGAUCCAUCGCUCCUCCGGGCCAUUUCGGUUGGUUCGUUCCGAUUGCGUUAUCCAGGCGCGACGACAGUUGGAUAAUCUUCACGGAGCUUGAAAAAGCUUCCCGCUUCGAAAUGGACGAAUCCACGUUGGAGAACAUUCGGAAUUUUACCAUAGACCCGAAAACCAAAACCUAUUACUGCCAGGAAUCGUAUUGCCAACAGGGAAUGUACAUUCCGGAAUGGUGCCAAGGGAAACCGUGCGCUUUAUUGUUGACCAGUUACAUCGAUGUUACCAAUUUUGUCAAGGAUCACAUAGAUCAAAUGAAACUGUACGUGAAAGUAAUCUGGUUCGGAUCGAAUUUGAAACACGUGAUCAAACUUGCCGAGAAGCUGAUGUUUGAUCGAAAUUCGUCUACUUCGACCGAUAGAUCGUUGGUAUUUCUGCAUUGGACUCCCAGCACCGUGAUACCGAACGAGAGGGAAUUCGUCAGCAUCGAUUUCCCCCGAUGCAGCGCCACGAGCUCGGACAUCGGUUGCAAAUACGAAUCCAAUAGAUUGACCAAACUUGUCUGGGCUAAGCUCGAAUACGCCGCCAAGUUAGCCUACGAAGCGAUUAAUCACGCGAAAUUCACCCGCGAGAUGUACGAGGAUCUAAUCAACCGGCGCAACAACGAUUUAUCCAGAAACGAGGAAGAAAUCGCGUGCGACUGGUUGAGAGAGAAUCUCAACUACACUCUCGAUUUAUGGAUGCCGAAUACCAUCGACAAGAACAUUCUUUUCGUGGGUGGGAUAUUUCCUAUGAGCGAGACGUUUUAUUCGGGGAAAGCGAUACUGAUCGCGGCCAUGAUGGCAAAGGAGGCGAUCAACGUGAACAAUACCAUCCUCAGAGAUUACAAUUUCACCCUGUUGGUGAAUGACGGCCAAUGUAAAUCGGAUAUGGUGAUGAGAUCGUUCAUCGAUUACAUAGUGCACAAUCAAUACGAGAAGCUCGUCGGCGUUUUGGGACCAGCUUGUUCCGAGACCGUGGAGCCUUUGGUCGGUGUUUCGAAGCAUUAUAAGACAGUGGUCAUUAGUUACAGCGCCGAAGGAUCCAGCUUUAACGAUCGCACUAAAUAUCCUUACUUCUUUCGGACUAUUGGUGAGAACAAGCAGUACAAACACGUUUAUUUGCAAUUGUUGAAGAAACUGGGAUGGAAGAGGGUGGCUUCGUUGACGGAGGAUGGACAGAAAUACACCGAGUACAUAUCUUACAUGCAAGAUUUCUUCAGAGACAAUGGAAUCGUGUUCGUGGCGAAUGCAAAGUUUCCAAGGGAACGGGAACCCAUUGUGAUGACUAAGUACUUGCAAGAUUUCAAGCAGAAGAAGGCAAAAAUUAUCAUCGCUGAUGUAUACGAUCAAGCAGCCCGGCAAGUGAUGUGCAACGCGUACAAAUUAGAAAUGACAGCGGUUCAGGGUUACGUGUGGUUCUUACCUCUUUGGCUUCGACCAGAAUGGUACGAUACGGAUCGAUACAAUCAGAAAGGAGAACAGGUUCCAUGUACCACGGCAGAAAUGAGUAAAGCGAUAAACGGAUAUCUCGCUUUAUCUCACGCGUACUUUGCACCGGAUAACGACAUCAUGCAAGAAGGGAUAACGGUGCGUCAAUGGCGCGAUCGUUACGAGCUUCAUUGCCAGAAGAAGAAGCAACCACCGUCUAAUUACGCUGGUUACGCGUAUGACGCUAUGUGGACUUACGCCUAUGCGAUGGACAGGCUGUUUCGUGAAAAUCAGAGUUACGUUUUCGAUCUGCACAGCAAUCAUACCAUUAAUCGAUUAACGGACAUCAUCGGUGAAAUGGAUUUUUACGGGGUGUCUGGGAGAAUAAAAUUCUUUGGUGGUCCUUCGAGAUAUUCCGUUAUCAAUAUCGUUCAGCAUAUUAAUAACGAAACUCGAUUGGUCGGUAAUUUUUACCCUAACGUGUCAGAAAAACAGCACGAAGUGGCGGGUGGUAAAUUGGAUUUGAACGUCUCUUCUUUGGUCUGGCUAUCGAAAACCAUGCCAGACGAUGGCUCCGAACCACCCCAACGAUGUGUCAUCGGUGGAUUUGCAGAUUUCAUGAACGUGUCUUGCGAAGUAGCUUUCGUGAUCGUCAAUAUCUUUGGUUUUAGUUUACUGGGGAUAUUUUUGAUCAUUGGCUUCAUCAUCAUGAAACGAAGAUACGAAAGAAAAGUACGCGAACAGAGAGAGUAUUUGAAGUCUAUGGGUAUAUCCUAUGCUUGUGACGACUCGUCUGAUCUGGACAAAUGGGAGAUACCCCGACACAGGGUGGUUAUUAACCGAAAAUUAGGGGAGGGUGCUUUUGGAACGGUUUACGGUGGUGAGGCGUUCUUCCCUGAAAAGGGUUGGCUAGCCGUGGCCGUGAAAACUCUGAAAAUCGGAAGUUCCACCGAGGAAAAAUUAGACUUUCUAAGCGAGGUGGAAGUGAUGAAACAAUUCGAGCACAAGAAUAUAAUCAAACUGUUAGGCGUGUGUAUCAAGAGUGAACCAGUCUUAACUGUGAUGGAAUUCAUGCUUUAUGGCGAUCUGAAGACGUACCUUCUCGCCAGAAGACAUCUCGUGAACGACAAUAGUUACGAAGAUUCGGAUGAGAUUUCUAAUAGAAAGUUAACCGCAAUGGCGUUAGAUGUAGCUAGGGCGCUCAGCUAUUUGGCUCAGUCAAAAUAUGUUCAUAGGGAUAUUGCCUCGCGUAAUUGUCUGGUGAACGCGCAACGUGUAGUGAAGCUUGGAGAUUUUGGUAUGACGAGGUUGAUGUACGAGAACGAUUACUACAAGUUCAAUCGAAGAGGUAUGCUACCUGUAAGAUGGGAGGCGCCAAAUUUGGGAGAAGUCAACUCAUUCGAGGAUCCUCGUAAGAUAGAUCGGCCAAUCUUCUCCUUAUUUCGAAACGAUCGUUAUCGCGGCCGAUCCGUCGAAAGAUCGCCGAAGACAAAAGAAAUUUCCAAGAUACCCCACGGCGGUGGAUCGUUACACGAUCGGUUUGAAACAGUGCCUCCACGGUUUUCGCACCUGGCCGACAGGUACGAGCUAGCUGGAAGCCCGAUUAAAUAUUGAUUUUAGCUAGAAGGG